Gilbertella persicaria is the source of this 219-nucleotide messenger RNA. RefSeq lists its product as uncharacterized. NCBI's taxonomy places the organism in Eukaryota, Fungi, Mucoromycota, Mucoromycetes, Mucorales, Choanephoraceae. The record is from RefSeq and is a predicted model, not a curated record. The annotation marks the transcript as partial. The transcript has a single exon.
GGUGAGGUGGCUCGAAUGGCUUUUAAAGGAAAGCUAUAUGGUGAUCGAUUGAAAUCUGUUUUCGCAACGAAAUGCCAUGUAAAUAACCUUCUUUCCACAGUUUCUUACCUUGAUGCUAACACAGCAAAAAGCAUCUCUGUUCCUGUAGUGCAAAUAAUGGGGUUCAGUGCACAUGUCUUUGUAUUGAAGUUAGCAGAUAGAGGAAUUUACACACUUCAA